Messenger RNA from Thunnus maccoyii (southern bluefin tuna), 1098 nucleotides. Its product is annotated as mid1-interacting protein 1-B-like. NCBI's taxonomy places the organism in Eukaryota, Metazoa, Chordata, Actinopteri, Scombriformes, Scombridae. The transcript has 2 exons. Gene Ontology annotation, cellular component: cytosol. The record is from RefSeq and is a predicted model, not a curated record. The coding region runs from base 448 to 867 and encodes 139 amino acids. Gene Ontology annotation, biological process: regulation of lipid biosynthetic process.
GGUUCGGUCAGUCGACACGCUGACCCCGCCCCUGCCGCCCCGCCGCUCCGCCGCUAUCAAACGCACCCGCACAAACCUCCCGGUUCCCCCCGCACAGAUAACGGAAAGAUAACGGAAAGAAAGCGGCACUCAACACACCGACAGGACCGAGCAGCGACACCCGACACACGGUGAGGUCACCGCGGAGGUUUCCAUGUCGAUGUGACCGACUAACGGAAGCUAACGGUUCCCGGAAUUAUCCGCCCCCGGAGGCGGUGUUUUGGGCUGCGGGGUGAAACGGUCGGCUGGCGUCCUGCAGCAGGACCGCAGUGAGCGUCAGGGGGGUCAGAGUUCAACAACAGGAAGUGAGGUCACCUGAGUUACCUGCAGCUCGUUAAGACGGCGGCCUGAUAAUCCUCUAACGAGCUUUAGCGGCUAAGUUUGGCUGUCAGCUGUCCGCUUGCUGUGAUGCAGAUCUCCGACUCCUACAACCAGAAGAACUCGCUGUUCACCGCCAUGAGCCGCUUCAUCGGCGCCGUCAACAACAUGGACCAGACGGUGAUGGUUCCCAGCCUGCUGCGCGACGUCCCGCUGGACGCCGACGAGCAGCUGGAGGCGCUGCAGCCGGCCGGCGGCGACGGCGCCGGCAUGUACGGCUCGUACGUCCUGCUCAAGUCCAUCCGCAACGACAUGGAGUGGGGCGUCCUGCAGAACGGCGUCCUGCAGAACGGCGGGACGGACGCCGUGCGGCCGGCGGAGGACGAGGACGACCUGGAGAAACAGUUUUACUUCCACCUGAACGGACUUCACGCCGUUCUGUCCAAACUGACGCGUAAAGCCGACACGCUGACGAGCCGCUACAAGGAGGAGAUCGGCUGCAGAAACUGACUUUAACUUUAACGACGCGAAACAAAACGAAGCUUUUACACGUUUAACUCGUUAACGACAAACUGACGAGUCGCAGGAAACGAAACACAAACGUCAAUAAUAAUAAAAUCAUUUGGUGAAAGUUUUGACACCAAAACUUCAGUUAUGCAACAUUUCCUGCAAGAAAAAAACAUCUUAUUAAUAUUUUUCAUCAGUUUAACAAGUGAAAGAAUAAAAAAAUCUAACGAUUAA